Durusdinium trenchii is the source of this 1200-nucleotide messenger RNA. The record is from the annotation of a GenBank genome assembly. Lineage: Eukaryota; Dinophyceae; Suessiales; Symbiodiniaceae.
AUGGCCGGCUCAGCAAUGGAGGUGGAGGAUUGUGAGGCGAGCGAAACUUUGAUCCUCGCAACCGAGGAGCUACCCAGCUCCCCUGCCGGCCAGCUGGGCCAAGCGCUUUGGCGGCGCCGAGUCCCUCUGGUGCUUGCGCUCCUGAGUGCGCUGGUGGCGCUGACUGGGCUACUGACCCGUACAAAGCCACAGGUCUUGGGAGGCGCAGUGGUGCUGCCACCUUCGGCGGUUGCCGGGGAUGGCACGCUGCCGCUGCUGGGUCUGGCACACGUGAGUGAGGGUGCAGUGGACGUGUUGUGCGUGAUUGACAUCAGUCAGAUGGUGGCGCGAAUCAACCUGAUGGGCCUCAUUAUCCCUGUCGCGAGUGAGGUCUGUGACUACGACCGAAUUCGCCGGCGGGGAGGCGUCGUCGACAAGGAGGCGGAACAGCAUUGUGCCAACUUCAUUUUGCUGAACGUGGUGAACGAUCUGCUCUUCAUCGGCCUUGUGGCAGAUAGUCUGACCCAAUGUGCCCACUCGCUGAACUUGCCUGCCAACUGUGCCGCCAACAUCGCGUCGAUCCUGGGGACCAUGAGUCUGAUCGCGCAAUCGGUCAAUCAGAUGGACUACGUUUGCGUGAAUCGGGACAACAUCACGGAAAAGAUUGACCAGAAGAAGGCAAAGAUUACCAAGGCGAAGCAGGACAUCCAGCGAGAUGUGCAGAAAUUCCUCAUCGAUCACGGCUACAACGUCAAAAAUGUGCUGCCACCCAAUCCGGCGGUCGAAAAGAAUCGGGUGUAUCGGUCGAUUGCUGGGUGCUUUGGCUCCAUUGUGCUCACGAGCACCAUGGUCAUGCGUUUGGCUGUGGUGAUUGCAGACACUGUGGUGCACUGCCCCAAGAAGUAUGGCUUGGAACCCAAGGUCUGCGCCCUGGACAUCCUGGGCAUCCUGGGCCUGCUGGGUGCCUCCGUGCGCUUCGGCGCGACCUCUGGCAUCACCUGCCGCGCCAUCGUGGGCGAGGCGUCGCAGACGGCCGCCUGCACCCAGGCGAUCGCGGCGAUGCCCACGGGGGUCUUCAGUGGUGCAGCGGUGCUGGGGAAUGUGAAUGCGGCCUGUGGCAAGGCUCUGGAAAAUUGGGAUCCGGCGAAUUGGCCCAAGAAAGAGUCGGUGGAAGAUGAGGAGGAGGAGCAAGAAGGGGACUUCAUCAUCCCCGAUGCCUAA